AUGAACAAUUUGCACUGGAUGGAGACGAUUCUCAGUUCCGUCCGGGUUAGUUCACACGCUGGAAGCUGGUAUACUGCAGACAGAACAGAGUUGUCAUCACAGUUAAACACUUGGUUGGAAAGUUGUGGAAAGAACGUCCCAAAUGCAAAUUCAGUCCGGGCAAUUAUAGUACCAAAUGCAGUUACCGUAUAUUGCUCACAUCAUGAAACGGAAAGAUCAGUACUCCAUAGUCCCCAUAGUUGUCGGUUGUUUAUCAUUCGAAAAACAAGAAUUCUUCGGAACCUCCUAUCGAGCUAUAUGCUAGAUGAGAAGAAUCUCUUUGUGAUAUCUUCUGAUUUCUGUCAUUGGGGGAAACGAUUUCGAUAUCAGUAUUACAAUAAAUCCGAUGGUGCGAUAUGGCAGUCUAUUGAGAAACUCGAUCACCUUGGUUUGAAUGCGAUUCGAAGCCUGAAACCGAAAUCAUUCAUAAAAUAUCUUGAAGAGUACAGGAACACUAUAUGUGGCAGGAGAAGUAUAGGCGUGUUCUUAUUUAUGAUUGACUGUAUUCGACAGAAGCAACCGUUUAACCUGGAACUUAAAAUCCUAAACUAUACACAAUCCAACCGCUGCCAGUCAAUGGAAGAUUCAUCAGUGAGUUACACUGCAUGUGCUCUAGUCAGUCGUGAGUAA
Messenger RNA from Schistosoma mattheei, 669 nucleotides. NCBI's taxonomy places the organism in Eukaryota, Metazoa, Platyhelminthes, Trematoda, Strigeidida, Schistosomatidae. The record is from the annotation of a GenBank genome assembly.